CUCAACGACGGCGAUUGAUAUUCUUACAAGUAUCAACUUCUACGACCCAAACCGCGCAAUCAUGAUAACCUCCCAUGUCUGGUUACGCAUUGCACCCGGAGACCAUGCUCAACUCCAUGUCUAAAGUUCCUAGCCAGAUCCUCGGACUUCCACAGCCCGACUCCGAACCGAAAGAACAUAUUCGAGAGAGCACCGGCGCGCGCGACAAUUCCAUAUCAUCAUUCAGUAUUCGAUCCUACCCUCCAGAUGCCGCGGUUCCACAAAGUUUCGAUCGCAUGCGUCUCAUCAGUAGGGCACAUCUGCCUCUGACGUAUCUGGAUACCUCGCCGGAUCAGAGCUUCACGAGUCGGAUAUUCUCGGCAAACCUGGAAGUGUUGGAAACGCGAAACGGUUCCAAAGACGAAGAUGUUACGAUAUCCAAGGUGCUCAUUGCUCGCAGGCGGGCAGAUGACAUGCUGUAUGCGAUCGAACGGGUGCAGCCGGGGAUAUACAGCCUCUGCAGGCUUGCCGGUUGGCUGAAGGAACGUGACAUAGAAUUGCUAUCGGGCUCCAACAACACCGACAUGCGUCCCUCAUUACUGUGGAGUGGUAACGCUGCCACUGAGGCUGGAUCAUGGUGGCAGAGAGCAGCUGUCAAGACUGAGCCGUGGCGGGUGCCCGUCAGGAAGCCCAGGUUAGCUAUGCUGAGACCUAGCCCACAGCAGAAAGUAGAGAGAAUUGGGGAAGUCGGCCGCAACCUGCCGGACCCUUUCCAAGAGUCCUCAGUGCCGGACAUCGGCGUAGAAGCACAUUUGGUCGAGCCCCUGCAGGCUCCUAACCCACAACAACUACUCGACAGCCUUGUACAGCAAUAUCUGGAUGCCGUCUAUCUGUCGAAAACGUCAUUGGCAUACUUCGUAAAGGGACCGAUUACUCGAGUACGGAAUGUGUUCACAUCAGCGGAAGAAGGCGCACCACGUACUUGCGAAUUGGUCGACUUCUUGAGGUCUAUGCUGCUCAGCCAUAAGGCAGGCGAAAAAAAGUACCUAGAGAAGUUACCGGAAGUUGUUAAAGCCAUUCUACCCGCGGCUUUCUCGGACGAUGAACCCGCGCAUGGUUCUUCAAAGCCCAAAAGGUCGAAGAAGAAGAUGAAAAUAAGCAGAGAGGGAAUGUAUCCGCAUGAGGAUGACAUUGUCCGAAGAUGGUGGGUAUCUGAUAUACCAGGCCAGGACCAUCAUGGAGAUGAAACCCUCGAGCAACGUAUCAAGAGACGGGUAGGUGAUUUGCGGGUUCGCGAGACCCUGGCACAGAUGAUCUUGAUGUUGGAGAUCAUUGCGCUUGAAGCUUUGUCAAAUGGUAAAGAAUUCUCACAAAACCCCAGCCACAAUGAGCAGCAAGACAGUCACGCUGGAAAUGAUCUACGGCCAGAGGGUUCCAAUCCGUUCAAACAAGGCCAGGAGCAGGCCGGGGACCCACCCGCAUUGCACAAAAAGCGCAAGAAGAAGAUGGAUAAUGUCAGACUGCUGCUCGAUCUGUUGUUGGACAAGCUUUGUAUCUGGCAGUCCGUGGAUCAGGACGGGAUUCUCGAUUUUGAUGCAAAGUCACCGAGUACCCGAGGUGAGCCCUCGAAGACUGCCAAAUCUGGCGGUGGCGAUAGGCUCCAAAGCUUCUGCGUAGAGGUCAUCAUUCCUUUCUACAUGAGUAGGCUUCCUGAGCAGGCUGUCAUGAUUUGCAAGAAGCUGGGCGGUCCAGUGCAGGCGUCACCCCCCAAAAGAAAAGCGACAAAGCCUCCCCUAACAUCGCGCAAGUCUGGAGAACCCAAAGAACCUGAAGCGAAGAAGGCGCGUCGUUCGUUGAAUCGUGUGGCUACUGACACCGUUUCUCAGAUAGCUCAGAGGGGGACUACACCUUCGCUCAACCGUUCCGCUACGGACUCUACGCUCGUCAACGGAAUAAAGCGGGAAGCGAGUGAAGUCCCCUUAGCUGCGAUACCUUUUCAGCGCAGCCCUUCGACUGCCACAGCCAGACCAUCUUUGUCUCAUUUCAAGCAUCUCAAGGGGCGGCAGAUAGAUUUGAGUGCACCGUCAGCAGCAACUGCCGCGAAGCUCAAACAGAAGAAGAGAGUCGAAGAAGACCUUAGGGAGGCCAUCACCGCUCUGAAGAAGCCGAAUAGGGGGCUUGCGGCCGGAAGCUACGUCGAUGAAAUCGAGAAGUUAGGGCUAGGCUUGAACAACCGAUCUAGAAAGCCUGCCACUACUGUUCGCAAGAUCCAGAAAGAUGUGCAAGUGUCUGCCACGCCACGAGUAGGAAGCAGGACCAAAAUUGUGGUAGAAGCUACCCCCAGCCAUCGCCGCGACCCCUUUGCUCGGGAUCUCAACGAAACCAUACCGUCAAGCAGCUUCUGUAUCCCGUCUUCGGCCGCACGUUCUGUUGUUCCUGCGACAGUGCAGCGCAACGUUCUAGAACGGACAGCCACUGCACCUGCAGUCACCGAAACCCCAAGCAGGCCGCCUACUCGUAAAAUUCUCGACUCCCCAGGGGCAUGCCGCAGGGCGAUAUUUGCUCCAACAACAACUAUAACGGGCAAGCCGGCUCAAGCGUCUAAGGAAAAGGGUGUAAGCGCUUCACCAGGCGCAAUCUUCGCAACACCUCUCAAACCUAGACGAAAUCCACCCACUUCGCCAACUGCAAAGACUGGAGUGAUCUUUGCAACACCAAUCAAAGACCAGGCGAUCGAAGAAGCUGUUGCCCCCGCAGCUGUAGCGGCCACACCUAUCAAACCAGGCAAGUUGCUCGAAUCCGAACCUGGCCCUUCCAACACGAACGAAGGCACAGAAACGUCAAUCUACGACGCUCUGGGCUGGAACGACGAUGAUGACUUUUUUUGAUCGAACUUGCUUUCUACUUUUUUGCAUAGCGAAGGUGCAUGUGCAUGAGCGAAAGACGGAGUUCGGUUUUCAAGAGAGCAUUUCAAUGGCGUUACUAUGUAUACAGAGACGGUUCCAUCUUAGGCACGGGUGUUCAUAGAGGGUACACACCUGUAAUGUCGUUCAGGUAAUAAGAUCAAGAUGGAAUGCAUGAAAGAUUGAUGAGAUGUCAGAUUGUGCUAUGAGCAUGGGUGUAACUGCGAGUCGGGAUCUAGGGGAUGACGACAUAUAACGGUCCCUGCCCCUAUGUGGUGCGCAUUGAAGGUGAAUACAACUGUGGUAAUGCGGUAUUCAGGUUACGGAUUGUUCUUGAAAUGUGCACUGUUCGAUCGAGGGAUAAGGCAGAGGCGAACACGUGCAAACCUCCGCC
Westerdykella ornata is the source of this 3276-nucleotide messenger RNA. RefSeq lists its product as uncharacterized. The record is from RefSeq and is a predicted model, not a curated record. The coding region runs from base 75 to 2867 and encodes 930 amino acids. Gene Ontology annotation, cellular component: DNA replication preinitiation complex. The transcript has a single exon. Gene Ontology annotation, biological process: DNA replication initiation. Lineage: Eukaryota; Fungi; Ascomycota; Dothideomycetes; Pleosporales; Sporormiaceae.